UGAAACCAGGGUAUGCCUCCUGUACCGUAUCCUGUUUCAUCCCGUUUUCGUUGUUGUUUUUUCCCUAAAAUUUGUCUCGUAAAAUUGCUCUCCUUAUGGGCAAGUUGAGUCCGUGACAACAGAGAAAAAAGUACGGGAUCUGGGGAGAGUUAUACAUUCCAAUAUGGCGAACGUAGAACAAGCGCCAGUAUUCGCUGAACCAAAACGAGAAAUUUUGAAUCCUAGUGAUGUCGUUAAGUGGGAAAAGUCUCAGGCAUACAGUGAUUACCUUGGAUUUAUCCUCACACUGAAUGAUGCUGUUAAAGGGAAAACAAUGACAGUUGAUUGUCCUUCAUCAGAGGUCCUUUCCAAGUUUCCUGUUAUACAACACUUUGUGUUUGGGACGUUACUGUCUUUUGAAGAAGCAGAAAUAUUCAAGAAACCCUUGUAAAAAAUGUGAAUAUUUAUAUGGAAAUAAUAUUGACCUUUUGUUUUCAUAUUUAUCACGUUUACAGAGCCGAUAAAACUGUAUAUAAAAAUUCUUAAAGUGAUCUAAAGAAGAGGGCAAUGUGUUUCAAAAAGUUGCCAUAUUGAUGCAUGGGCGUUCGUGCACUCGACUGCAACUUGUAUGUGACCCAGUCCCUCUCCACCAUUUAAGUUCAGUCAAUUGCUUAGUCAUAUACAGCGCUUUACGUGACUUCAUUCAAUUUCUUACCAAAAUUAGAAGUUUGCUAUAGUUUGACAGCUGUCGCCAAAUUUUCUCUUGAGGUACUGUCAACACAUCAUUCCUCAGAAACAUUUCGACAAAAAAGCAUAGCUCAGAGCAUUUCUUACGUUUGCGGAAGGCAUGGCAUGGUAGACGUACCACAGCACAGAUGCGGGUCAUAUAAAAUUUUGGACGAUGGGAGGCGUGCGUGUUCGAAAGGAGCACUAAUUCUAAGACAGUCGUAAUAAACUAAUGAAGAAUAUUAUACUUCA
Messenger RNA from Stylophora pistillata, 957 nucleotides. Its product is annotated as serine/threonine-protein phosphatase 2A activator. Gene Ontology annotation, molecular function: peptidyl-prolyl cis-trans isomerase activity; protein tyrosine phosphatase activator activity. Gene Ontology annotation, biological process: mitotic spindle organization. Gene Ontology annotation, cellular component: cytoplasm; nucleus; protein phosphatase type 2A complex. The record is from RefSeq and is a predicted model, not a curated record. Lineage: Eukaryota; Metazoa; Cnidaria; Anthozoa; Scleractinia; Pocilloporidae.